AUGGAGUCGGUCUAUUCCGAGGGGGAGAAGCCCCAGAACCACAUUGCGCGUCUGAACUCCGACUCCCGCGCGGUCCCUUCGAAACCAUCCUAUGGGAUCGACUCCCCACUGGGCCUGCUCGCGUCCUCGAUCCUCGCCCCGCUAUACCUCUAUGCCUCGCGGAAGGGCAAGUUCGCGGUCUGGGAUCGACUGCUCGAUGAGCUCCCCAGUGAUAUUCUCACGGCGCCCGCCCUCGACAUCGGCUGUGGCCGCGGGCUCGUUCUUUUGAAAAUUGCACAGAGGAAAAAGAGGCUCCAGGCCACCGUUCCGCCCAUCUACGGCGUCGAUCUAUUCAUCACCGGUGACCAGAGCGGCAAUGCGCCCGAGGCAACCUACGACAAUGCCGCGAGUCUUCAGCUCACCGAUUACACGGUUCUGCACACUGCCGACUUUACUCAAUUACCCUUCCGAGACGGAGUGAUGUCCCUGAUCACGGCGAGUUUGUCGAUCCACAAUGCCGACCAAGCAUCGCGGGACAAGGCGAUUCAUGAAGCGGCCCGAGUGCUUCGGCCAGGGGGAUUUCUGGUUAUUCUCGAAUUGGGAGGAUAUGUUGCGCAAUACCGAAGGGUUCUGGAGUCGGACGGGUGGAGUGAGAUCGAAACGGAGUUUGGGGGAAUGCAGGUGAUGUUUGGGGCGUGGCCAUGUCAGAUCUUGAAGGCUCGAAAGCCACGAUAG
Penicillium lagena is the source of this 714-nucleotide messenger RNA. Its product is annotated as class I SAM-dependent methyltransferase. The coding region runs from base 1 to 714 and encodes 237 amino acids. Lineage: Eukaryota; Fungi; Ascomycota; Eurotiomycetes; Eurotiales; Aspergillaceae. The record is from RefSeq and is a predicted model, not a curated record. The transcript has a single exon. Gene Ontology annotation, molecular function: S-adenosylmethionine-dependent methyltransferase activity.